Messenger RNA from Maniola jurtina (meadow brown), 1635 nucleotides. RefSeq lists its product as uncharacterized. Lineage: Eukaryota; Metazoa; Arthropoda; Insecta; Lepidoptera; Nymphalidae. The record is from RefSeq and is a predicted model, not a curated record. The transcript is spliced from 6 exons. Bases 348 to 1013 code for a protein of 221 amino acids.
CCGUAGUGCACGUAAUUAAUUCAGUGAUACAAUUGUUAACGUGCAGGUACUACGGUGUGUCUAUUAUGUAAAUUCGUGUUUGUAUCCGGCUACGACCUCCAGAAGGUCUCUAAGGUGGUGCAGCCAGUUAGCUGUGCGUCGACGAGGCGGGGUGGUGCGGACGUAUCUUCUCUCAUAUUGGAAGUGAAGUGAAAGUGAAUGAAUGUCGGAGGCUUAAUUAGAGAGGACGCUUGCGCCUGCGUCAGUUCCUCUGAAACCGUCGCGUUCAACACACAUCUUGCGUACUAUCGGACGUACGCGCACCAUUCUUGCACGCUCGCAUCACCGUCACCACACAGUCCAUAGAGAUGAGCAGGCACAGUUGCCUGGCGACGGCCGUCCUACUGGCGGUGCUUUGCCUCGCUGAAGCCCAGCGCCGUUUGGCCCUGCCUGACCCCAGGAGUUGCGCUAACAGAGUUCGCCAUUCCACAUACCGCGAUGCGCGCGGAGUUCUGCACUCGUACUUCUUCAGCUGGGAGCAUGCGCCCACCCGCAACCUGGAGGUGGACUGGCUCGACGCGAGGAACAUUUGCAGGCGGCACUGCAUGGAUGCUGUCUCAUUAGAAACUCCACAGGAAAAUGAGUUUGUAAAGCAAAAGAUAGCCCGCGCUAAUAUUCGAUACAUUUGGACGUCGGGCCGCAAGUGCAACUUCGCUGGCUGUGACCGUCCCGACUUGCAGCCCCCCAACGUGAACGGCUGGUUCUGGUCGGGCUCCGGGGCCAAGAUCGGCCCGACCACGCAACGCAACACCGGCGACUGGUCCUACACCGGCGGCUACGGGCAGGCCCAGCCUGACAACAGGGAAGCUGCUCAAGGCAACGACGAGUCAUGCCUAGCGAUCCUGAACAACUUCUACAACGACGGCGUGAAGUGGCACGACGUCGCCUGCCACCACGUCAAGCCGUUCGUCUGCGAGGACAGCGACGAGCUGCUCAACUUCGUGCGCUCGCGCAACCCCGGCCUUCGCCUCUAGGAUCCCGCACCGCACUACUUCGCCCUCUAAAUUAUAAAAUCGUCACUAACUUACGCCGCACUCGAGCACAGUUCGUUACGGAGUGAUCAUUCAAAUGUAGGAUCUAAGUUUUGAGGCCUUCUAGCGUCUAGUUAACAUAUUGUGUGAUGACGUAAAUCUAUCAUUUGGUAUGAACAAGCCGCCUUAAUUUGUAAGCCUUUAGUGCCCAUAGCAAGAGCUUCUUGGGUGCAACUCAUGCUUAGGGUCAAGUUUUUUAACUAGAUUAAUUUUUGAAAUAUGUGGGUUAACUGGGUAAGUUUACGCGCACAAUCUUAGUUUUUUCAUUUGAUUUUUUUAUGAUCACGAGUAGUUGUGCUUUAGCAGUGCGUUUAAUGUGAGCGACGACCUUUAGAUGGUUGAUAUUGUACAAAACCAAGUGGCUAACUCUAUUUAAGUUAUUUAUUAAUUAAAAACUAAUACUGACACUAAAACAAUUAUUUCGUUUAAGUGUGCUUGCGUGACCUGUCAGAUAGAGAUUAUGAUUUUUAUUCUAUAUUAGUCUCGGUCAGUCGUUCUAUCUUGUAAAAAGCUUUGCGCAAAAUAGGGUUAACUUAUAAAUAUUAGAAUAAAUGAAUAAAUUGUU